AAGGGGACGGAAAACGUGAUGUGUGCAGGAAGCAGAUUAAUCCACAAGAUCGAGGCACCGCACACCUGUUUUAUCCAAAGACAAAUGCAGAGUUUUGAGGUUGUAUCUUUUUCUCUCCCAACAUGUACAGACAAACAUGGCGAACGGAUGGAGGAAAUGGUUUGGUGGCGGACAAACGCGUAGGUGGUUGGGUCCAGCACUCAUAUUCCUUAUCGCAACGUUUCUACUGUACUGCACUCAGAGCUCGCAAUGGAUCAGCCAACGAAUGAUGAAAACGCAAUGGUUUACGGCAGAAUCUUCUAAUGAUGUUCCUUCAUUUCGACAUCGGUGGAACAACAUUGUAAUUGAGAAACCGGUGUUGAACACGACCAAACCGUUUUCUCCGGUGUUACAAACGACCAAACCGUUCUCUGCUGCGGUCUAUAAGAGGCAGCUGAAAUUUUCCUUAGCUUCUGAGUCUGGCAGACAAUAUUCUGUAGGAGAUAUGUUGCGCAUUGAGAUCUCUGCCAAAGAUUCACAAAACAACAUAGUUACAAACAUUGGCGAUUUCUUUCGGGCGUCCAUCCUUACCGCAGUGAAAGGGAAGGCAGGUUCUGGUGCAGUCGGUAUCAUAACGGACCACCAGAACGGUACUUACACGGCGACGUUCCGACUGUUGUGGGAGGGGGAGGUCACCAUCAAAAUCCAACUGGUCCACCCACGGCAGGCUAUCGAUGUUAUAGAAAGAACUAUCCGAAAAUAUCCAAUUGAUCUUGUCAUGUUUAGAAAACGCUAUAUAGUAGGAAAGAACACUGUUAUCGACACCGAGUGUAACGUAGACCCUGCCAUCUUCAAAAACACCAGUGCAGUUUGUAACUACUCGGACCCGCAUGCAGGCGCCUGGUGGUAUUGUGAGAAAGCCGCCAACAUCCCUUGUAACACAUCAGGAUACCAUGGCACACUUAGGUACAGGGACGUGAAAGGUGGAAAACUGUUUAGCAGGGGCAACACUGCACUGAAGAUGUCUAUUUCUGGAUCUCCAUCUAAAAUCAAUGUGAAAAAAGGGCAAGAUCCUUUGGCCAAUCGCAGACGGUGUGUCUGGGGACUGGCCACUCCACAGAUAUCUGGGUUCUAUCGGAACGGCGUGUGGAACUCUCUCGUCUGUAAGAACAGACAUUUCUCCAGCCAGGCCGGCUGGCAGCAAUGCCUGAAGGGGAAAACUCUGCAUUUCAUGGGGGACUCUACCAUACGGCAGUGGUGGGAACAUUUCGUCAGAAUCUUGAAAAUGAAAGAAACACAUAUUCCUUGGGCCAUACACAAAACUGGACCAUUGCUCGCCCGAGAUCCUGUUAAUAACAUAACGUUAAACUAUCGUGCACACGGACCGCCUCGUCGCUGUCCUUUUAUUUUGACAUUUCUCCUCAAGUAUGUCGCUAACAUCAUCGAUGAAAUCGAAGGAGGACCGAACGAUGUGGUUGGUAUCACCAUGUGGGCACAUUUCACCUCGUACCCUGUGGAGGUCUACAGGAAAAGAAUGGAAGCCGUCCGUGCUGCAAUAGAACGUUUACUGCACAGGAGUCCUGAAACUCUGGUGGUCAUCAAGUCGGCAAACACGGCCAAGGGCAAUGAGCUGAAAUGUGGGGAUUGGCUGGCACACAAGCUGGACUUGAUAAUGAGAGAAAUGUUCCGCGGGAUGAACGUUGUUCUUGUAGAUGUUUGGGAAAUGACCAAUGCACAGCACUGGCAUGGGGAUGCCAUUCACCCAGCACAGGACAUCAUCGUACAAGAACUAGAGUUCCUUUGUUCUUUCAUUUGUCCAUUGUGAACCUAGUCUUCAAAAGAACAUUUAUUAUUAUUGCCGACAUAACGAAAAAAAGAAAGAUCUUAAGUCCU
Molecule: messenger RNA, 1872 nt
Organism: Branchiostoma floridae (Florida lancelet)
Lineage: Eukaryota; Metazoa; Chordata; Leptocardii; Amphioxiformes; Branchiostomatidae
Product: NXPE family member 3-like
Exons: 4
Coding region: 137-1804 (555 amino acids)
Source: RefSeq, a predicted model, not a curated record